AUGUCCGACAAACGCCCAAAUCUGUUGGACCUGCGGUCGACCUCGCACGCCUCUGGCGUUUCCAGUGCCUCCAGGCCCCUUCGCUCCCCGCGCUUGCACAUUGCUGGUGAGGCGCCCCCCGAGCUCUCCCCACUCGACGCCUUUGCUCUCCAGAGUCGCCUUCUCGCCAAGCAGCUUCAAAAUGGCGACAAGGACGGCAACAGGGUCAGCCGACUGCCGCCUCUCACCCUCCAAAGCCCUUUGGUCGUGCAGGGCCGAUCUGAUUAUUUUCGAUCCAUGGCCCACGAAUCUCCAACGGACCCCGCCUUUUCGCCUGAUAGCGCCAGCGACUCUGUUGGCCUCAAGACUGAGUUCGAGGAUGCGUUUGAAGCCUGCGACCGUCCCGUUUCCAUGCACCCGCGCAUGAGCCGCAUCCAGCCCAAUCUCGAUGAUGCACCUCCCAUGCCAGGAGCUUUUCCCGAAAUGCCUCGCGGCCGCCAGCAACUCAUUCCCGACGGAACAGAUAGCUUCUUCGGAGCUCGUACCCGCUCCCCAUCCCCCAUCCAAAGCGACACUCAGUCGCAAUUCGAAAAACGAUCAGAAAAAUCACCAGUUCGAAAUAUCCCUGGCGCCUUUCCUUCCAACCAGCUCGCAGUUUCUCCCGAAAGACCACGUCCGUCUUUCGAAGACACUGGCCUUGUUCCUCCCAGGCCUCCCUUCAUGGCCAAGCGAACAUCAAGCAUCAAAUCCUCGCCUCCGGCCUCAAUAGAUGAUGACUUUACAAGCACUCCUGCCAGCUCUUUUCACUCCACAACAGCACGCAAGCUUUCCUCAGCAAGUAGCGCUUUUGCCGCUCCGGGACCUCUCCCAAACAGUUUCCAGAGAUCCCCCUCCGUGGCCUCUGACGCCUCCGGCCUUCCUCGUCCUUCUUUCAACUUUUCUCGCCCACUUAGUCGCGCUGGUACCCCUUCCUUCGACCUGCCUUCAAGACAAGCCUCCUCGGAUAGCCAGCCCUCAUUCUAUUUGGCCGAUGAUGCCCAUACGCCGGUCAGCAUGUAUAGUGAGGCAUUCCUCGAUCAGCAAGUAGAUGAUGGUAAAGGCACUGGCCAGUCAUAUAUAUACUCAAAAUUCACUCUGCCACGAGGAAAAGCUGUCCACAGGUCAGAACCGCCCGAAACAUACCCUCUCACACCUUCAACUUCAGAUCCACGCAAACUAUCAGGCGCGCCGCCUUCCCCACCAAGUCGCCCUUCUAGUUCAUCGGCGAGAUUCAUGGGAGACGACGCGUCAAGCUUCAUUGCCCGUCCUUCUUUUGAUGCGGGUAAGACGAGCUUGGACAUUGCCAGACUAGGUCCUGCAGGAUAUCCAUCUCCGAGUCCGAGCCGGCGCUCAGUCGAUGUCGCUCGGCGCUCAGAGGAAGUCGCUCGUGGCCGAACUUUACAAUCAAAUCUCAAUGAUGCACGUGGUAGAACGCCCGUAUCUACUACUCUGGCAUCCGCUAGUGCUGGCACCGUUCGACCACCCCCCACAGCAACGUCCUUUUCAUCUUCUUUACCCGAGUUAACAGCUGAAGACCAUUUGGAAAAGGGUGUCCAAUUGCACGAGAAUGGAUCACUCAAGGAGUCAACGUAUCAUUUGCGACUCGCUGCCAAGCAACACAAUCCUACUGCCAUGCUGCUUUACGCCCUUGCCUGUCGCCACGGCUGGGGGAUGCGGCCCAGCCAACGAGAAGGCGUUGAGUGGCUUCGCAAGGCUGCUGAACAUGCUAGUGUCGAGAUUGCCGACGACGAAGACCACGCCAAAGAGGGGACGCACGUAGAUGUUAUCGAACGGCGAGCGCAUAAGGCGCAGUUUGCCCUUAGUAUCUACGAGCUUGGAGUCAGUCACAUGAAUGGUUGGGGCAUUGAGCAAGACAAGGCUCUUGCUCUCCGAUGUUUUGAAAUCGCAGGCAACUGGGGCGAUGUUGAUGCUCUUGCCGAGGCAGGCUUCUGCUACGCCCAAGGUGUCGGCUGCAAAAAGAACCUCAAGAAGAGUGCCAAAUUUUACAGACUUGCCGAAACCAAGGGUAUGAGCAUGGUUGGCAAUAGCUGGAUUCACAAGGCCAAGUACAACGAUGAUGCCGCCAAAGACGCCAAAAAGAUACGAAGCAGAUCGAGAGCACGAACCAUGUUUGGCUUGAAGCAACGUUCCGUUGAGUAA
Beauveria bassiana ARSEF 2860 is the source of this 2178-nucleotide messenger RNA. RefSeq names its product cell cycle inhibitor Nif1. The coding region runs from base 1 to 2178 and encodes 725 amino acids. Gene Ontology annotation, molecular function: protein binding. Lineage: Eukaryota; Fungi; Ascomycota; Sordariomycetes; Hypocreales; Cordycipitaceae. The record is from RefSeq and is a predicted model, not a curated record. The transcript has 3 exons.